AUGCAACACGAUGAGGUCGGUUGUAGGCUUAUGAUGAAAACACACGUGCUUCGUGAUCACUUUGAAACUCGAUUUGAUAAGAAGAUUUGUGAAUGAUCGCCGGUGUACUCCUGUUGUUUAAAACGUUUCUCGUACAUUUAUGAGCUAGCCUGUGGUUGAAGUAUUGUUUCUUUUUUUAAAGGUGAUUUGGCAAGUCAUUAAUCACGGGUUCUGUUCAUUUAAAGUAAAGUAAGUCUAUCAUUAUUAUCACGUAUUUGUCUGUAAUAGAAGUUUAAAUUGGCGAAGGAUCGCACAUACUGGCUAUUGCUAUAAUCUUAUAGCAUCGAAUCAUUGUGAUAAACUUCAAAGGCAUAACUACUGUUCUAAUUUUUCAUUGCAAAUUAGAGCGGGUGAUAAAGUUGCUUUUGUUGUUUUGCAGAACUACUACUCAGAAAUUUUGUAGAAAUGAGAAUAAUGUUACAGGGCUGUGCAGCAAACAGGCUUGCCCAUUGGCAAACAGCCGAUAUGCUACAGUUAGAGAGAAGGAUGGUAAGUGAGUAAAAUCGACACUAAAGCUGAGCUUAAAGCAGAUGUCUCUCAAUAGAAAAAUUACUUUCAUUUGCUUUAUGACUGAAGCACAGAGAACGAGAUACCAUUGUUGCAACACCAGGGUUGUAAUCAAUACCCAGUAACAUAGCUUGCCUAUGUUGUAGUCUAAGAAUAUCGCAAAUCAAUACAUACUAAAACAGUUUAGAGAGUUGAAGGCAUGCUCUGAUUGGCUACUCAUACUCUGAAUAUCCUCUUCUAUUCACCUCAGAGCAAUGUACACAGGAUUUGAGCCCAAAUAUAUUGUAAUUGUGGCAAGAAUAAUUGGGUUAAUUCUAAUAUAAGAUUAGUUAUUUUAAGUGAGAAAGCCUGACUUGUUAUAAGCCUCGUGGUUUCUUUCAGGUUUUCUCGCCAUUUAUUUUCUGUCAUCAAUUUUCUUCAUUUUUUUUUUCCAUGUGUAAAUGUCGUAUAUGGCAAAUAAAUAUUGUAUUGUAUUGUAUUGGUUAGAAUCAUCUUUUUGAACUUUAUCAUCUCACUGUUUUGGUAUAUACUAAGACAACUAUUGGUGGAUAUUUACCUUACCACGAAUAUCCACCAUUAGCUACUUCCACUUCAGUGAAUAGUUGUUAAUUAGUAUAAAUCUAUUAGUUUUCAAUCACAGAUGCUGCAAUCUAAUUGGCCAUGCCACUAGCUGUAUAGAUAGUGAAGAAAAAGGGGAAGGUUAACCGUGUGCGGUUGUGGAAAAUAUAAAAUAAUUAAACAGCAGCCUGCCUAGUUAUUAAAUUUUGAACAACAACAUGAUCCAUACUAAAACAAUUUGAUUAUUCUCUCUCGAUUUCUCUGUAUGAUAGUUAUUACUUUGGGCUUUGCCAUCAUCAACUAUCACAGAAUAGAAAUCUGAAGUUUGUUUUCUAAUCAGGAAUUAACCCCAAAGUUAUGCAGUGUGGUCUGUUUUGUGAACAUUAAUAUGUGGUUAAAAGCCAUCUGGCAAGGAUAAGUGUUUCUUUCAUCGCUCUUUUAAUAGACUCCUUAACUCCAAGACACCUAAGAUCUGAUGGGUAAUUCUCCAAUCAAGCUGCUACCUAUUUCUUUCAAUGUCAGUUAAGAGAAUCUGGUUUUACAUCGAGACCAUAAGCUUUGGCCAGGAUGUUUGUCUAUUCUACUCUGAUCGCUUCUUUUCUGGAUGAUCAAGAUAUAUUGUGAACAAGGAGAAAAUUAUGAGAAUUAGGUUUUUGUUUCUCUCUUUAAUUUUUUUAAUUCUCAGCUUUUUUUUUUUUAAUUGCAUAUGUUCUUAACUGCAAAUUGUUUUUCUACUGUUUAUAGGUGUUUGUUAUCUUUAUAUGAAAACAAUAGAGAGGGCCCAUUCUCCUGCCAAGAUGUGGGAAAAAGUGAAACUCUCUAAGAACUACGAGAAAGCUUUGGAACAAAUAGACAAAAACCUAAUAUACUGGCCAAACUUUAUUAUACACAAAUGCAAGCAGAGAUACACCAAAAUUGUACAGGUAAUCAAUCCUGAAGAAGUAAAUAAGUGACAUUAAAUCCCUAACCUUUGUUAAAUUCAUUUUAUAUUGAAUUAAGAGCAGUUUUUACAUUUACAUUCUUCAUGAAUAGCUUUGUGUCAUGGUUCAACCUGAAUGACCAGCAUUAUGUCAUGACACAAUUGUCAUUAUCACCACCAUAAACAAUUCCUUUUUUUAUAACAAUUUUAUUAUAGAAGGUUUUAAUUUGUUUUUGUUGUUGUUUGGUUAUAUCUGAUAAGUACAUGUAGUAUUGAUGAUAGUUUUAAUUAUAGUUGGGAGAAUUUCAAUUUGUUUAUUCACAGAAGUUUAGUACAUUCCAACUCAAGCUAGAAUUUAUAAAGUGAAGUACCUACUCAUUUGAAUAGAAAGUUAUGUUACAUAGAAUUUUUUACUAUUAGUGAUAACCAUAUCAUUUGAUUCCUUUCCCAGUAUUUGAUAAGAAUGCGGAAACUUAGACUCAAAACAAGGUAAGGAAAGUACAGUUUCCCAGUUGUUAUUAAAAGUUUUCAGUACUGAGUAUUUAACUCUGUGAGAGCAAAGAAAAGAUGAUGAUUCUUACUGAUUUAACAAUCAUUAUUUUUGUAUUUCCAGUAAAAAGCUGGUGACAAUCAACAAGAAAGUUGAAAGAAGAGAAAAAACAAGGGAGGUAAGUGCAGUAUCCCAUAAUGCAGGGCUUGGAAAUUAGUGAUUUUGUACAACUAGUGUUGAUAGCAGUUAGCUUUUUAUUGAGAAAAUGCCACUGGAAUUAUCAUUUGGAGGUUCUGUUGGCAAUUAUAGCUCAACAAUCAUUGUGAUGUGUUAUUUUUGUAAUGGAAUCCUUCCCCAUGGGUUUCAUUGUGAAGAAGAAAAGAGAGAUGAGACACAAGGUUUUUGAUUGUAAUAAGAUAAGUGAAGAUGGAGAAAAUCAGUGGUGAAAUAAUGCCGUGUAACAGCGUACAUUGUAAAGCAUGGGACAACCAUGUGGGAGGUUGAGGGUUCAAGCCCCAGGCUGGAAUAACACUCAGGGUCUUGAAAUAACUGAGGAGAAUGUGUUGCUUUUGCUCUUUUCUAUGACAACAGCAAAUGAUUAUACAUUUUAGUCUUCUCGAAAAAAAAGGGAAAUAAACUGAACACUAAUGCCAUAUCCUACAUCUUUUCUGUACUGGUUAGCAGGGGGCAUUAAAGAACCCACAUGCUUUUUACAAAGAGUUGGGUAUAUAGCUCUGGUUGUUGUGGUAUAGCCUUGUUAUUGUUUACACAGGCCCUUGUUUAAACCAGCUUGAAGGUGAACUGGGCCAGCCUGUCUUAAUAUCACAAAUAAACUCUCAAUUAAAUAAACACAUUCUUAGAGAUGGGAACGAUCUGAUGGUAUGGUUUAUGGUGGGGGACCAAAAGUAGUAAAAAAAGACUGAGUUCACAAAGAUUACCACUCUGCUCCUUCCUUAAAAAAAUUAGGAAACUUGGUUUUUUUUUUAGUCUCCUAACAAUUGUUACAAAACUGUUUUAUUUCAGCAUAAGGCUUUGGUUGCUGCACAGCUCGAAAAUGCUAUAGAGAAAGAAUUACUUGAAAGAUUAAAGAAAGGAACAGUAAGUAAUGGUUUACUCUGACACAAAUAAAAUGAACAUGAUUAUUUUCAUCACUGUAGUUUGGAUUUUUACUGGGAGCAUUACAUUGUAAAGUGCAGAUAAACCAAAUAAAAUACAAUAAAUUGACUAUGUUCUCCUGUAGUUCUUACUUUUUUUGAACAAAGAUAUUUCAAUCUAAGUUUUGCUUUGCAUUUUAAAAACUUGUGGUAGUUGGGACAAUAUUUCAGUUGAGGGUAAUUUGUCUUGGUUAUUCCAUGAACCUGCUGACAUCAUUGAUCUGAUAUCUACAUGUAUGUGAUAGUUAAGUGACAGUAAGUUAAAUGACUACAUGUAGGUUAAAAAAAUGGAUAUGAAAUACAGUCUGAAAAGUUCGUAAUUAAAUAUUUUUUGGUGUUUGAUUAUUUUGUUGGCAGUAUGGAGAUAUUUACAAUAUCCCAAGCACCGCAUUUGACAAUGCCUUAGACAAAGAAGAGAUAGAGGAUGAAGAGGAGGAAGAACUUGAAGAAGAAGAUGAGGAGGAUGAGGUAUUGUAUAAGAACAAUUAAUCUUAACAUUUGAGUGUUUUUUUGAUUGACUGAAUCGGCAGUUUUUGACCUGGACAACUAAAACUCGUACAAGCAUUUGCAUGGACUGGGUAAAAGACUAAGCAAUUUUCUCAUGAAUGUAUUGAUACAUUUUCAAAGUUUUUCUAUGCUUUAAAUGAAAAACAAAAUUUUUAAACAGGAGGAAGAGCCUGAGUUUGUGGCUGAAGAUGAGGUUGAUGUCAGUGAUCUAAGUGAUAUCGAGGUAUGGUUUUUGUUUCUCUUUUAAUUGUUGCCUUUUUAUCUAUUUGUCUUUCACAUGUGAUGGUGAUCAAUAUGCAACUUCCCCUGAAUAUGAAAACAUUGUCAAGCACAUAGGCAAGGAGAGUAAAGACAACCAGUGUUUUGAGAGAAAGCUAGAAUCUCCAAACUAACACAAAUUAAAAAUGUAUGGUAGCCUGUAUUAGGACAUGAAAAACGCAUAACAGAAAGUCAAAAUGGAUGAAAUUUUGGUGGCAUGCACUAUUUGUAAUUUGCACUUGUGUCACAACUUUGCCCUUGUGUUACAACUGUGCACUUGAGUUACAUGAAAAUGCACUCAUUUUCAGCUAAUCAGACAUGCAUAAUUUUUUCUUGAACAUUAUUAUUGGAAUGAUUGGCUCAAUAGCAACCCUGAGAUUUUUGGGGAAGAUAUGAAAUGCAUUGGGGAAGGGGAGCUUUGAAAUGGUUAAACUGUCAGGAGACGCUGUCUUGGUAGCUAACCUUUUCAUUUUAUUAAUUAUUUCAGGACUUCCAAGUUGAAGAAGGUGAACAGGAAACAGAGAGUGAAGUUGAGGAAGAAGAGAUUGAAAAACCCCUUACAAGACGUGCAGGACGUAAAGCAAGAGUAGAGAUUGAAUAUGAAGAGGAAAGAGAACCUAAAAGAGCUAAAUUAAAAGCUUAAUUUGUACAGGACUUCAAUUCAGAUAACUUAUUUUUAAUAGGAUCUCAUCAAAGGGAUGUCAGACAAUACACAUUCUUGAUUUAUAUAAAAAAAGAAAGUGAUUUGUAACCCUUGUGGUACCCCAUCUUUGUGGUGAGUUUGUGAGAGGUAAUAAGUUCUAAUAAAAGCUGU
This is a messenger RNA of Pocillopora meandrina, 5246 nucleotides long. The record is from the annotation of a GenBank genome assembly. NCBI's taxonomy places the organism in Eukaryota, Metazoa, Cnidaria, Anthozoa, Scleractinia, Pocilloporidae.